Molecule: messenger RNA, 2289 nt
Organism: Phanerochaete carnosa HHB-10118-sp
Lineage: Eukaryota; Fungi; Basidiomycota; Agaricomycetes; Polyporales; Phanerochaetaceae
Exons: 8
Coding region: 1-2289 (762 amino acids)
Source: RefSeq, a predicted model, not a curated record
AUGCCUGAAGAUCGUAGUCUCCACAGUAUACCCUCAAUCCCGGAGGUCGACCAGCACGGAGGCGACGAUUUGCCGACAUACGAAGACUUAGCCUCUCAGAAUGGCCCCAAUUCGAGGUUUGGCCGCUGGAAAUCGUGGAUAGAGAAACGUGCGGCAGAAAGGUACGCAGACCUGACACCGGAACAAUUUGAGCGACGUCGCCAGAAGGGAUGGGGAGAAGGUACCGAAGACGGCAGCGGCCAAGCCACUUCUUCCACGAACUCCAGCACAGGUCGUCAUGGUGUACAGCUGCACGUACAAACCGACCUUUCUGCCCCAAUAACACCCCCCGGACACCCGCUAGAACCAGAAACUCCGCAACCGUCAAUAGGCGAGGUACUCUCUCCGACGCGUCUGCAGCUACACCAAUUCGGCUCUCGGUUCUUACCUCACACGACAUCGCAAAUUCGAUGUCUGCUACCAAUCCUCGGCGAUACUAUGCUACUGGUCGGCCACGACGAGGGUCUAUCGAUAUUGAACAUGUUUCCGAAAGAAUGGUCGGAUGAGGGUCUGACAGAGCGAGGACCGAACGACGCGGUUGUGUAUCAUGUCUUGUCUGGCGAAAGUUUCUGCCAAAUGAGCCUUUUGGAGGCGGAAAGCACCGGGGAUGGAACUCCCCAAGGCGUCGUUCUUGCCUUAGUGGGUCCAGCGGACGAGCCUCCAAGCGGCCAGGAAGGUGUUAAGUCUAUUAGGAUGUACAAUCUUGGCAGCUUGGUUAGCCUGGCAAAAUGGACAACAGUACAGCAGCCAGGUGCGCUUCCGCUGCAGCUGGGUAUUGCCGAAAGAAAGUAUAUGCAAGGUCGACAUCACAAGUCUAAGCCAAGCCUGGCGAGAGGUUUGAAGCAUCUUCGCUUGGAUUCUCCACUACAUCAGCCCCCGCGCAGUCAAACUCUUAACGAGGUUAAUGCGUCCGCAGGCAUAUCACCAAGCAUGCAACUUCCUGGACGAAGCUUGUCUGGUGACUCAGCGGUCAGCGUAGAUUCGUCGUGGGAUGUCGUGGAAGAUCUUCCAUUACGCUGGGCCACGGACUAUGUUCCCCUCGCAGCUCCCGGCACCAGGUUGUUUGGCACAUCAGUUCUGUGUUACGACGUGUGGAGGGAUCCAAAUGAGCGCAGCAGAGGUGUUGCAUAUCUUGCCAUCGUUGUCAAGAGUAACAUCCUAUUGUAUCACGCUCCGAAAGGAGAAAGAGCCUUCCGCUUCGUCAAGGAAUUCUACACUCCAAUUACUGCACGCAGUAUUACAUUUGUUCAACAAUCUGUCCACGACUCGAUGUCUCGAAGCCCUUCUGAUGUUACCCCGCGAACUCGGCACAGCAGCAGUGCAGGGUUCACUCGACACCUGAAGGGUAUGUCCGUGGGUGGCGUAACUCCAUUCUACCCGGCGCAACUCAGCCUAUUCGCAACUUUCGAGAAGAAGGCGGGCCUCAUCCGCAUAGCCGAUGCCGCCGUUGGCGAGGUCGAACUCUAUGACGACGGUACUAGCAGUUUACACGGGAUGCUUCUCUCGUCGGGCAGCACAACCUCUCUCUCAAAACGUUCUCGUGCAUCAUGGGAUGGCAGGGGUUUCGUGAAGGACACCAAGGCCGCAUGGAUUCCACCUUGCAAAGUCGACUUUUCGGAGCCCCAACUCGGUCGCUCCCUCUCACAGAGCAUGUACAUCCUUACGCGGGGUAAACAGUCGCAUAUCUUACCCCAUCCCUUGCCAACUAAUAUGUCCGUGGUGCCUCCUUACCGAGUCAUACACUGGUCAAGUCCACCAAACAACGUGACUGCGAGGAUCAGUCGACCUGAGAACGGCUCGCAGCCUGUCAUACAUAUCGUGGCUUUCGGGGACGAUGGUAUCGAGGUGCAAGAGCUUUCCCUGUCACGUCUUUCCCAACGAGACGGAAAGAGCCGAGAGGACGAGCCAUUGCGUGUACAGGCCGACUUUGGCGGCACUGAAGCGGGCUUCCUGGUCGCUGGCGGGCAUUGGCACAAGCCGUUUGGCUCCAGCUUCACGCAUACGCCGAACGGGAGCGAUCUCGACGCUGAUUCGGACUUGGACCUCUUACCUGAAGAGCUUGCAGACGUGAUGUACGCCGAACAAGGCAUCUACGGCUGGAUACGGAAAGGCAGCGAGGACUGGAGGGUCAUUUGGCUAGGGGGUGAUGAGUGUAGCCAAAGCAAGGAGCGUAACGGGAAGGAGAGCGUGCCUGAUGAUGUGAAAGUUAUGGUCUUACAGGUGUACCAUAAGGAAGUCCUUGGUCCGUAA